Messenger RNA from Geodia barretti, 1386 nucleotides. Lineage: Eukaryota; Metazoa; Porifera; Demospongiae; Tetractinellida; Geodiidae. The record is from the annotation of a GenBank genome assembly.
AUCCGUGACGAAAUAUCGAAAAACAAAAUGGCGUCUCCGCCGCGAGAAGGGAAGAAGAAAGAGAUCUACAAGUACGUGGCUCCAUGGACGGUGUUCGCGUUGAAUUGGAGCAUGCGAAUGGACAAAAGAUGGAGGCUGGCUAUAGGCAGCUUCAUAGAGGACUACACCAACAAAGUCCAGAUAGUACAGCUGGACGAAGACCGUGGGGAGCUGAUGCACAGGGCCACGUUCGACCACCCAUACCCCACCACGAAGGUGAUAUGGAUCCCAGAUCCAGCCACCCACUACCCCGACCUCCUGGCCACGUCCGGAGACUACCUCAGACUGUGGAGAGUUGACUCCAACGGACAAGUUCACCCGGAGUGCAUGCUCAACAACAAUCGAAACUCUGAGUUUUGUGCUCCUCUCACCUCAUUCGACUGGAACGAGACGGACCCAAACAUUGUGGGAACAUCCAGCAUUGAUACCACCUGCACCAUAUGGGGAUUGGAGACAGGUCAAGUGUUGGGUAAAGUGACAGGCAGUGUACGGACUCAGCUCAUAGCUCACGACAAAGAGGUUCACGAUAUUGCAUUCACAAAGUUGGGGGGAGGGAGAGACGUCUUUGCCUCUGUUGGAGCUGAUGGUUCAGUCAGACUCUUUGAUCUCAGAAACCUGGAGCACUCCACCAUACUGUAUGAGGACCACAAACAACUGCCACUCAUGAGACUGUCGUGGAACAAACAGGACCCUAACUACCUGGCCACCUUUGCCAUGGAGUCUUCUGAGGUCAUUAUUCUGGAUGUCAGGGUUCCAAGUGUCCCGGUCUCCAGACUGUGUAACCACAGGGCCCCAGUCAAUGGUAUAGCAUGGGCCCCUCACUCCUCCUGCCACAUCUGCACCGCUGGUGAGUAAACCACAGGGCCCCAGUCAAUGGUAUAGCAUGGGCCCCUCACUCCUCCUGCCACAUCUGCACCGCUGGUGAGUAAACCACAGGGCCCCAGUCAAUGGUAUAGCAUGGGCCCCUCACUCCUCCUGCCACAUCUGCACCGCUGGAGAUGAUCAUCAGGCACUGAUCUGGGACAUUCAGCCAAUGCCUAAACCUAUUGAAGUCCCUAUACUGGCCUAUGCAGCUGAGGGAGAGAUCAACCAGAUCCAGUGGUCUUCCUCCCAACCUGACUGGAUAGCCAUCUGCUACAGAGACAAGCUGGAGAUACUCCGGGUUUGAACACUGUGUAUAUACUGCUUCCUCUUUUGAUGCACCGCAGCCAGCAAUCGAUGAUCGUGAAUCCCCAACACUUGUCAAAGGCCAACACAUGCAGUCCUUUUCAAUUCCCACACAUCCACUCUUUGUAUUAUGUAUAGCUGUUCCUAAGUUCUUCCUUCUGUUGUUUUUUUAAAUAAAGA